UUUGUCUGAUCGAUGCAUCGGUACAAUUUUACCAGGCUAAUUUGAAUUUCGUAAACAUUCGAAUUACAGCAUUGUGUUUAAAAUUUACAUUGAAAUUUAUUCGUGUAUAUCGCUGAAAUAUUUAUAGUAAAAUUUCGGAUUUGAUUGGUAUAUUCAAAAGAUGUUUGCUCCCUGGCUUAGAAGGUUAGCGCCACUCACAUUGAGGACUGGUUCUGCAUUGUUUCCGAUGCAGAACGCCCAUUUUUCCCAACGUGUUCCCAUUGCUUUGCGUAGCAAGAAAGCUAAAUCGGACAAUCCUUCGACGCAAUAUUUUGUCGACUGUAAACACGUGCGAACGGUGGGCGGAAAGGGCGGAGAUGGCUGUAUCUCGUUUCUUCGAUUGUGGUGCAACGAAAAUGCCGGUCCCGAUGGAGGAGAUGGUGGUCAUGGGGGACAUGUUGUGUUCCAGGCUACUUCCGACAUUAAAGAUCUGAACCACGUAACGACACUGCUGAGCGCUGAUGCGGGAGACAAAGGUCGCAACAAGGAUUGUCACGGUAAAAAUGCCAGUCACACGGUAGUUAAAGUCCCACUGGGAACAAUUAUCAAAAGCGAUUCGGGGAAAGUCGUUGGCGAUUUGCACAGCGAAGGAAUGAUGUUCGUAGCUGCUAGGGGUGGAUCUGGUGGAAAGGGUAAUCAUUUCUUCAUCAGUGAUCUGGAGCAAGCUCCGCAGGUUGCAGAAUUCGGAGCUCAGGGAGAAGACAAAUCCUACAUUCUGGAGCUCAGAAGCAUGGCUCACAUUGGAUUCAUUGGCUUACCGAAUGCCGGCAAAAGUACGUUACUGAGAGCGAUUUCCAGGGCACGACCCAAAGUUGCCUCGUAUCCGUUUACCACCCUCAAACCUCAUCUGGGUAUGGUUCAGUACGACGACUAUGAACAGAUAGCAGUGGCCGAUCUUCCUGGGUUGAUUCCGGAUUCCCACAAGAACAAAGGUCUCGGAAUACAAUUCCUGAAGCAUGCUGAACGAUGCAAUAUUCUCCUUUUUGUGGUUGACGUUUCCUCGGACGAACCGUGGCUUCAUUACCAAACGUUGAUGCAUGAGUUGUCUAUGUUCAGUGAAGAGCUGGCCGAAAGACCAAAAAUGAUUAUAGCGAACAAAAUCGACCUCCCGGAAGCGGAGAAAAAUCUUCAGCUCCUAGAGCAUCACGUAGACGUGCCGGUCAUACCAAUUAGUGCCAAAAUGGGUACCAAUGUGGCCGAACUGCUCAAGGAAAUUCGAUCCGUUUACGACGGAGUCCGGCAAAAAGAGAAAGAACUCGGUGAGCCGCGGAGGUCUGAUGCGAACGAAGGACUGCCUUGAUUUGUGACGCUGAAUUGGUUUGUAUGCAGUAGGACAAACUGUGAUUUUAGACAGGUAAGCGAAAGAAAUAUAAGUAGUAAAAUCA
Messenger RNA from Uranotaenia lowii, 1424 nucleotides. RefSeq names its product mitochondrial ribosome-associated GTPase 2. Gene Ontology annotation, cellular component: mitochondrion. The coding region runs from base 161 to 1339 and encodes 392 amino acids. The transcript is spliced from 3 exons. Lineage: Eukaryota; Metazoa; Arthropoda; Insecta; Diptera; Culicidae. The record is from RefSeq and is a predicted model, not a curated record. Gene Ontology annotation, molecular function: magnesium ion binding; GTPase activity; GTP binding.